This is a messenger RNA of Orcinus orca (killer whale), 4080 nucleotides long. Its product is annotated as cytochrome c oxidase subunit NDUFA4-like. The coding region runs from base 1856 to 2104 and encodes 82 amino acids. Lineage: Eukaryota; Metazoa; Chordata; Mammalia; Artiodactyla; Delphinidae. The transcript has a single exon. The record is from RefSeq and is a predicted model, not a curated record.
UUCUAUUGCAUUCGUUUCUGUUCUUACCUUUGGUACUUCUUUCUGCUCUCUCUGGGAUUUACUCCAUUCUUUUUGUAAUUGCUUAAGUUGAAUGCUUAGAUACUUUUUUUUUUUAACAUAGUUUUGUGAUAAAUGCAUUUAAGGCUAUAAGCUUCCCUUCAGUGUUGCAACUUUCGAUGUGUCAUAUUUUCGUUGUUGGGCAAUUCUAAAUUUUUCCUAAUUUCUGUUGUGAUUGUCUCUUCAGCAGCUGUUACUUAGGAGUGCACAUUUUAGUUUCUAAGAAUAUGGCAUUCUUAAAAUAAACCAAAAAACAACUUUCUUUUUACACUAAAAAGAAAAAUUUAGUUCUAGGAGGUUUUUUGUUUUGUUUUGUUUUUUUCUUUUGUAACAUCCUUGGGAUUUUCUACAUAGACAGUCAUAUCAUCCGAAAUAGGGGCAGUUUUAGUUCUUCCUUCUCAUGUAUGGCUGCCUUUUAUUUUAUUUUCUCAUCUUCGUGCACUGGCUAGAACCUCCGGUACUACACUGCACAAAGGUGGUGAGAGUGGACAGCCUUGCCUCGUUCUGACUUACAGGGAAAGCAUUCAGUCUUUCAUUGUUAAGUAUAAUGUUAGCUGUAGGUUUCUUGCAUCUAUAUCACGAGAAUUGUUUGUCUCUAGUUUUCUUUUUUGUAUUGUCUUUGUUUGGUUAUGGUAUCUGGGUAAUACUAGCUUCAUAAAAUGAAUUGAGAAGUAUCUCCUCCUCUUCUAUUUUCUGGACGAGAUUGUGUAAAAUUUUUCUUUCAAUGUUGGUAGAAUUCUCCAUGAAACCAUCUGGGCUGGAGAGUUCUUUCUUUGGGAUUUUUAAAAUUAUGAGUUCAAUGUCCAUAAUAGUUAUGCGGCUAUUCCCAUGAUCCAUUUCAAAUUGGGUAAGUUGUGGUAAUUUAUGCUUUUCUAGGAUUGGUUCCAUUUCAUCUAAAUUGUCAAAUUUUUAUCGUUGUUUGUAAUAUUCCCUUACUUUCCUUUUGGUGUCUGAAAGAUCUGUAGUGAUGUCCCCAUUUAUCAGUUUUUCUAGAAUUUGUCAAUUUGAUUGAUCUUUUCAAAGAAAUGCUUUUUGUUUCAUUGAUUUUCUCUAUUAUUUGUCCAUUUACAUUUUAAUUGAUUUCUGCUGCCUUUAGAAUUUCCUUUCCUUCUGCUUGCUUUCGGUUUAUUUUUGCUCUUCUUUUUCUAGUUCAUAAGGUAGAAGUUUACAUUUUUUUCAUUUGAAAAAUACAUUCUUACAUAGUCUUUUCUAAUAUAAACAUUAAUGCUAUGAAUUUCCCUCUAAACCCUGUUUGUUGCUGCCCACACUUUUGUAUGUUGUAUUUUCGUUUUUAUUCAGUUCACCUUAUUUUGUAGUUUCCCUCUUUUGACCCACUAAUGAUUUUGAAAUGUGUUGUUUAGUUUCCAAGUGUUUGGAUUUUCUUGUUAUCUUUCUGUUGAAGAGUUCUAGUUUGAGUCCACUGUGGUCAGAGACAUAAUUUGUAUGAUUUCAACUCAUUUAAAUCUGUUGAGGCGUUUCAACAGAAUGUGUGUCCAAGUGACUCCUGGUGGCUUGCCAUGAUCGUGAUUGUAUGGUGGCUAGUACGCUGUGUUGUGAAAAGAAGUUGUGUCCUGCUGUUGUGGGUAGAAUGUCCGAUCAAUGCCGAUUAGAUCCUGUUGGUUGAUGAUGCUGAGGUCUUUUACAUCCCGGGUGAUUUUCUGUCUAGUUUUCUGUCAACUACUGAGAGAGAGGUGGUGAAGUCUCCAGCUAUAAUUAUGGAUUUGUCUUAUUUUAAAAAAUAAGAGGCUUUGCAAGUUUGUCGUUCUCUCCGUCUGGACUGGAGGCUUCUGUCGCAACCAUGAUCCACCAGAUCAUCGGUCAGGCCAAGGAGCAUCCUAGCUUGAUCCCCCUCUUCAUAUUUAUUGGAGCGGGAGGUACUGGAGCAGCGCUGUAUGUUUUGCGCCUGGCAUUGUUCAAUCCAGAUGUCAGUUGGGACAGAGAGAAUAACCUAGAACCCUGGAACAAACUGGGUCCCAAUGAUCAGUACAAGUUCUACUCAGUGAAUGUAGAUUACAGCAAACUGAAGAAAGAAGGUCCAGACUUCUAAAUUAAAUGUUUCACUGUAAAGCAGUUUAGAAUGAAGUUCUUCCAGAAGCCAUCUGCACAAUUUUCCACUUAACCAGGAAAUAUUUCCCCUCUAAACGCACAAAAUCAUGUUGGUGUAUUGUGAUGGGGUUUACACUGAUUGAUAAAUAGUUUGAAACUUAAAAAAAAAGUCUUCAGAUAACUAACUCUUGAGUAAAAGAGCAAAUUAAAAAUUUUAAAUAACAAAUAAUGAGAGAACACUAUUGGUCAAAAACUUGUGGAAUAGAGCCCGUCAGUCUCAGAGGAAAACCUUUAUCGCCUUAAAUGCAUAACUUAGAAAACAUGAACAGUUAGUAAUCAAUAGUGAUUAAAAGAAUAAUAAGGUAAUAUUAUAAACAGCUCUAUGCCAAUACCUUUGACAAAUUCCUUGAAAAACACAAACUACCAAAGCUCACCAAUGAAGUAGAUAACCAGAAUAGCCCUGUAUCUAUUAAAGAAAUGGAAAUGUUAGUUUAAAAUCUUCCCUUGGGAAUUCCCUGGCGGUCCAGUGGUUAGGACUCUGCUUUCACUGCCGAGGGCAAGGGUUGGAUCCCUGGUUGGGGAACUAAGAUUCCGCAUGCCGUGUGGCCAAAAAAAAAAAAAAGGAACUAAACUAAACUAAACUAAAAUCUUCCCACGAGGAAAAUUGAAAUAACUUGGUGGGGUUAUGUUUUUCAAAAUUCAAUAAAAAGAAAACAAUUUAAUUGUAAAAACAUGGUCAAAGCAUUUGAACAGAUACCUCACCAAAGAAGAUACAUAGAUGACAAAUAAGUAAGCCCAUGAAAGAUGCUCCACAUCUUUAGUCAUUAGGAAAAUGUAAAUUAGGACCACAGUGAGACCCCACCACACACUAUGAAAAUGGCUAAAGUUAAAAAGACUGACUCUACCAAGUGCUGGUGGGAGUUGAAACUCCUCUGCUACCAGUGGAUGAAAAUGGUACAACCACUUUGGAAAACAGUUUGUCACUUUCUUAGUGGUUUUUACCAAGAGAAACGAAAGUGCAUGUAUGUCCGUACAAACAUCGUACACGAGUUUUCAUAGCUGCUUUAUUUGUAAUAUCCCCAAACUGAAGACAGCCCUAGUGUCCAUCAGGGAGUGAGUGUACAAGCACACUGAGGCAUCUCCGUCCAUACAAUGGGAUGGUGCCCAGCGUAAGAUGUCGUGAGCAACUUGGAUGGACCUCAGAGUACUUAUGCUGAGCCAGGAAGUCAGACAAAAAGAGAGAACGUUACGUGUUUCCAUUACAUGAAAGUAUAGAGUAUAGAAAUCCAUGAAAUGAAUCUAUAGGAAUCUACAGCCUGUCAGUGAUUGUCCGAGAAUGGGGAGAACGAAGAGGGGCAGGAGGAAACUUUGGGGGGGUGAUGUUUGCCAUCUGGCCUGGGGUGAUGCUUUCAGGGUGUAUUGUCUGCACAAACUUCUAAAACUGUGCACUGUGAUUGUGUGCAGUUCAUCGUGUGUUAGGAUAAAUGACACAUCAGUGAAACUUUUUCUUUUGGUUGCGCUGGGUCUUAGUUGUGGCAGGUGGACUCCUUAGUUGAGGCAUGCAAACUCUUAGUUGCGGCAUGCAUGUGGGAUCUAGUUCCCUGACCAGGGAUCAAACCCAGGCCCCCUGCAUUGAGAGCACGGAGUCUUUUUUUUUUUUUAAUAGAUCUUUAUUGGAGUAUAAUUGCUUCACAAUGCUGUGUUAGUUUUUGUUGUACAACAAAGUGAAUCAGCCAUAAGCAUACAUACAUCCCCAUAUCCCCUCCCCCUUGAGCCUCCCUCCCACCCUCCCUACACCACCCCUCUAGGUUGUCGCAGAGCACGGAGCUGACCUCCCUGGGGAGCAGGGGGUCUUAACCACUGCACCACCAGGGAAGUCCCCUCAGGGAAACUAUUAAAACCUCUCAAGUGGUCUUCUGGAACACUGGCUCUGGGAAGGUCCCUCUGGAACCUAGUGGCCGUGCUGUGAGAGCCACA